UGAUUUUCUUAUGAGGCACGUCAAAAACCCAGCAACAGGAAAAUGUAAUUUUCUUGUGACAGCUGACGGAAGAGUCGUCAAGAUUCCGAGAAAGAUUUUCAGCGAGUGUUUCUACAUGAUGGCGAUGUGUGAACUAGCAAGGGCCACAAAGGAUGACAAGUACAAGCAAGAAGCCAUCAAAAUGAUGGACCAGCUCCAGUAUUUGGUCUGCGUGGAUGACACAGGAAUAGGGCGCCCCCAGGCACGCACAAACAUGCUGUCUGAGGGCAUGAUUUUCCUUGAUUUAGUGGAGCAGUUGACGGCUGACGACGCCACGCUGCAGGAAAAGUAUGCCCAGCUGGAGGAGUGGAGCAUUAAACAGUCUCUUCAACACAUUCAGAGAGAUGGAUCUGCUAUCUUAGAGACAGUUAGUGUUGAUGGCAAAGAGCUUCCAGGAUCUGCAGGGAGAUUGACAAAUCCAGGUCACGCCAUAGAAACUGGCUGGUUCCUUCUAAGGUGUGCAAGGAAAUACAGCAACAUUGGCUUGACAAAGCUGGCCCUUGACAAGUUCAUCACUAAACCCUUCCAGUCCGGCUGGGAUCUGGAUAAUGGGGGUCUGUGCUCGUUCUUAGACGUAGAUGGUUUGUCGCCAACUCAACUAGAGUGGAGUAUGAAGCUGUGGUGGCCACACUGUGAAGCACUGAUUGCGUUUAUUAUGGCAUACCAGGAAACAAAGGAGGACAGAUUUCUUGACAUGUUUGAAAAAGUCUUCGAUUAUACGUUUUCAAAGUUUAUUGACCCUGAUAAUGGCAAGUGGUUUGGAUAUCUUAGUCAAGAAGGAAACGUCACCCUUGACUUCAAAGGUGGACCCUACAAAGGGUGUUAUCACGUUCCCCGCUGCCUCCUCAUGUGCACACAGAUCCUAAAGACUAUACUUCAAGGAAACUGAUGCAGACAGAGUGGUAGGUCAACGAUCAUGUGAUAUGGAUACAUCUUGGAUCAGUUGAAGAAAAUCCAGAGAUGCAGAAGUAAACUGCAGAGAUAAGGAAGGCAAACCUCAUGCAUUGGGAGAGGCUGUAAUAAUUAUGAGUUCUGUUGCCA
Messenger RNA from Asterias rubens (European starfish), 1080 nucleotides. RefSeq names its product N-acylglucosamine 2-epimerase-like. Lineage: Eukaryota; Metazoa; Echinodermata; Asteroidea; Forcipulatida; Asteriidae. Bases 11 to 928 code for a protein of 305 amino acids. Gene Ontology annotation, biological process: N-acetylglucosamine metabolic process; N-acetylmannosamine metabolic process; carbohydrate metabolic process. The record is from RefSeq and is a predicted model, not a curated record. Gene Ontology annotation, molecular function: N-acylglucosamine 2-epimerase activity. The transcript has 6 exons.